UACUUCCGCGAAGUAUCCAGCGCUCCAUCGCCCUUUGUCUGGCUCUCGCACGCUUCUCAUCGCAAUCUUCGCCUUUGCCUGUUCUCCUAACUCCGGCACCCUUAAGACUAGGUUGUUCAAGAAUUAAUAGAGGGAAAGAGCCACCUGCCUUCACAAAAUUUUGGUCCUAGCUGAUCGAUUAUGGCGACGCUUGAGGUUAUCCCUCUUGAAUCGCUGCCCUUAGGGUUUCGCUUCCGUCCUACCGACGAGGAGCUUCUGAGCCAUUACUUGAAGCGUAAGAUUAACGGUAGGAUCAAAGCUGAUAGCGCCGUCAUCCCCGAGGUCGAUGUCUGCAAGUAUGAACCUUGGGACCUCCCUGAAAAAUCGAUAAUAAAAUCUGGGGAUCCUGAAUGGUUUUUCUUCGCUCCAAAGGAUCGCAAGUACCCGAACGGCCAGCGCUCGAACCGGGCCACGGAAGCCGGCUACUGGAAGGCCACGGGGAAGGACAGACCUAUCAGGACGCGCGCGCCGUCGUCCAUGCCCAUUGGUAUGAAGAAGACUCUUGUCUUCUACCGCGGCCGCGCCCCAAAGGGGGAGCGCACCGGCUGGAUUAUCCACGAGUAUCGCACUGUGGAGCCGGAAUUCGAUAAGGGUGGUUUCGUACUUUGUCGAUUGUUUAAAAAGCCUGAAGAGAACAUCGGAACUUCCAAUGCUGACAAAAUCGAUGGCAGCAACCUUUCUCCUGAUAUAAUCUGGUCCUCUCCAGAUACCACGGCACAGGGUGAUGAUGCUUUGUAUGAAACUACCCCACUGCAUCAGGAAAUUGUACCCCUCAAUUGGCCUGAAACAGUUGAUGAGUCGAUGACAAAAUCGGAGGAAACAUAUAGCUAUAGCGAUAUCACAGCAGAUAUUGGUGCUAGUGGUAUUUAUAUGGAUAAUUUGAAGGAUGACCCCGAUCCAAGCAAUUUAAGCAGCUUAAAUAUUGGAUUCGAGCAGAACGAUUCUGAUUUAUUUUACUACAAUUCUCCUUCAGACAUGAGUUACCUACAUUUUGAUGAUAAUGGUGUUGGUGCAUUCUUAAAAGAUGAAGAUGAUGAAGUUGCUAAAUUAUUAGAUUCCAUACUUGUUUCAGAUGAAGAAUGUCUGCCUGAAUUUUACAAGUUUCUGGGAAAUACUACGGAAGCUGUGCCAUCUGCUCAAGUUGGCCUUAUUAAACAAGAGACUUUCUUGGAUAAUACAUCUGGCAUUGACAUUAUAAUUGGGGAUAAUGCGGAUGUUGAAGUUCUACUGCCACAUGACGCCCCUGGUUUGGCAGCUUCUUACCAAAUGAGUGGGUCAAUAAGCCCAUCAAGUCAUUUUAUGCCUCUUACUUCUAACUCAUACAAUGUAUUAGGAACUCAGUUUGAUUCUUUCAUCAAAAACUCUACAGCAAAUGAACUUCAAUCCAUGGCUUCCUUUAAUGGAAAUGCCAUGUUUGAGGGUCUUGAAGCAUCAGAGACUCUAUCUAGCGCUGCGGAUCUUUCUCAAGAUCUGUUUAAAAAUGAGCCUAAUCCUUCUGGUGAGGACAAUUCCACCGGUAUCGGAAUUAAGCUUAGGUCUUCUAGGAAACGGACUUCAGGAAAUCCAAAUCAACUGGGAAGUCAGGGCAUGGCAGCUCAUGGUAAUGCAUUUAGGAGGAUCCGGCUGCAAACUUCAUUACGUGUCGGAUCAACCGCGCUUACCAAUCGGAAUUCAAGUAGUUCUAAUGGAGAUCAUGAUGAGAAAGCUAAGAUAUCUGAGUGCGGAAAUAAUGCAGAAUUUGAAAUACCAAAAAUGGCUUAUUGUGGGCCCUCUGAGAACGAGGAUGCUGCGUCGCCUAUAGAGAGAAAGCUUACCAGCUCCAACAACUCCCAAACACCCGACGCUGUACUCAGAUUGAGAACUAAGGAGCCUAAUUACCUUUACGCUAAGCCAGAAGGUACUUCAAAGGAAGCACCUAAAGCUGCUUCAAUUAAUUUUGGUAGAGUAACUGUGGUGUUGCCAGUUAUCCUUUGUGUUUUGUGCAUCGGAAUUGGUUGGUUCUUUAGCUAUCGGUAGCAAGAUAUGGACCUGAGUUAUUCAACCUCUCUUGGUAGCUUUUUCUUGUAAAUAUAUAACAACAGGUUCCUGAGUGUUUAGGAGCGCAUUUUUCUGGAUUAUUUAAGCUUUUAAGUGCUGGAGAAGUCAGAUUUGACCGUUGGAUAUCCCUUCAGUUGAUUCCAUUUUCCAGUUUUGAUGGUUCUGCGGCCUCAACCGAGUAUAGGUAGCAUUUGUCUUUGCUUGUGCGCUUUGAGCCCCAGUGCUCUUCGAUAGAACCAACCCCUCCGAACGAAUCCGGAUUCCGCACGUAAUAAUUUUCCUAUGAUGUGAGCAUGCCUGGAAGGGAUAUGAGCUAAAAUUGUUAAGGCAUAUGAUUAUUGAAUUCAAAUUUAUCUGCGAUAAUAACCAAAUUUUAUUGACAAAAAAGAUUGAAAUUAGAGAAUAGAAAGAAAAGGGGAGAAGAAGUGAUAUGAAGAGAAUGUUUGUUAUUAGUAUUUGAUCUAGUUUUAUAUGUUGGUUUUAGUUUUUUAUUAUUUUUCAUUUUAGAUAUUGUUUUGUAUAGCUGAAUGUAUAGUCUUAGCUUAUAAAUAGAAUUUAUGAUUACUAGUUGAUUGGGCUGUAUUCUCAAGAACAAAUCAAUAAAGUUAUGUGAGCUCUCUUCCUUUCU
Molecule: messenger RNA, 2704 nt
Organism: Dendrobium catenatum
Lineage: Eukaryota; Viridiplantae; Streptophyta; Magnoliopsida; Asparagales; Orchidaceae
Product: protein NTM1-like 9
Exons: 7
Coding region: 181-2055 (624 amino acids)
Biological process (GO): regulation of DNA-templated transcription
Molecular function (GO): DNA binding
Source: RefSeq, a predicted model, not a curated record